CUUUCUGCAAAACUUGUCAUACAGUGAUUAUUUGGGUGAUAAGGAACCCCUAUAAAUUGGCUGUGUAACAUCUACAGAUAUUCAUUUUGCUCUGGAAAACUGAAGAAGAUGAUUAAGUUAGCCAUUCUCUCCUGCCUUGUGCUUGCUGCGUUCGCAGCUGAUAAAUGCCACCACAAUGGCAAAACCUACAACAUUGGCCAAAUGUUUAAGGAUGAUUGCAACCUUUGUUUCUGUGGUGCAAACGGCGCAGUGAGUUGCACCAAGAAAUUUUGCCCUCCAAAUCAUUCAGGUUAUUCUGGAGAAGUCUGCCACCACAAAGGAAAAGUUUACAAAGUUGGAGAAGCCUUCAAAGACGACUGCAACAGAUGUUUCUGUGGUUCCAAUAAUGUUAUAGGCUGCACUAAGAUGCUGUGUCCACCACAUGGACAGAUUGAAUAUUCUGAACAAGUUUGCCACCUCAAAGGAAAAGUAUACAAAGUUGGAGAAACCUUCAAAGACGACUGCAACAGAUGUUUCUGUGGUGUCAAUGGUAUAAUAGCUUGUACUAGGAUGCUGUGUCCCCCACAUGGUCAUAUUGAUUAUAGUGACAGUGGUGUGUGUAAUCACAAUGGCCAAGUUUACAAAGUUGGAGACAGUUUCAAAGAUGACUGUAACAGCUGUUUCUGUGGAGAAAAUGGCGUUGUAGGCUGCACCAAAAUGGCCUGCGUCCACAGAGGUUGUCUUUUCAAAAACAAAUUGUAUAAGACAGGAGAGACUUUCACAAAUGACUGCAACAAAUGUAUUUGUGGAGCUACAGGACAAGCAGUUUGUACAAUGAAGGGAUGUAUUCAUGAAUAGAACGACUGGGGUUAGAUUAAAUUCCAGUGAGACCAAGAAAAUUCCAGAAUAAACCGAAGGGAAAUUUUGGCCUGAUUUGGAAAGGAACAAUUCAAAGAAAUAAAAUUCCUAAAAUAUUGUUAA
Molecule: messenger RNA, 960 nt
Organism: Octopus bimaculoides (California two-spot octopus)
Lineage: Eukaryota; Metazoa; Mollusca; Cephalopoda; Octopoda; Octopodidae
Biological process (GO): negative regulation of BMP signaling pathway
Cellular component (GO): AMPA glutamate receptor complex
Molecular function (GO): peptidase inhibitor activity; protein binding
Source: RefSeq, a predicted model, not a curated record